UUUACAGUAGUUAUUCAGUAGGAAGAUGAAUGUUACAUUCUCCUUCCAAAUCAACUAUAUCUAUCUAGAAUGUUUGGUUUUUUUGAAGCUGUAAUACAGUACAAAAUUGUUUUAUCUUGUAAUUGAUCCAUUAAUAUCCACACUGGAGUCAUAGUCCAAUGCCCAAUUUAUGUAGUUAUGUGCAUAAAUCAGAGGAAAGACAAUGUAUUAGGCGUACUGUUGGGAAUAAAAAUACAUUUGUAAUGUUCAAAGAAAAAACAAGUAGUCAAAAAGCAAGCUUACAAGGAGUUUCACUUGAAAAUACUGUGCCUUCAAAAAGUCAGCAGGAAUGUGUAUCACGACACCUGCGUGUGGGUACUGUAUGUGUGUGUGCUUGUCUGUCCUGGUAGUAGAGCAAGAGAUACAAACAAAAACAGGGACCCGCUCAUCAAAACAUUGAGCCAUAGAGGUAAUAAUGGUCAAAAACGCUAUAGUAUACCUUCAAGUAUGCAGGCCAUUUUAUGGUGUCCUGGAAGCUGGUUUCUCACACAGAUCAGCUGAAAAUACAGCUGAAAGGUGUCUGGUGUUGACAGGGCAUCCUCAUUGACAGUGUCUCCAGCAAUGAUUAAGUUGCUGCCUUAUUUCAUAACACUCCAUCAUACAGAUUCAGUAUAUGUUAUAACUUGGAUUUCAGCUUUAAAAAUUCACAGAGGUUUCGUGUGAUCAUCCUCGGGUAAACUUAACUGUUAACUUUGACCACAUAAACACCAAAACAUCCUGACUUGGUCAAGUGGCAACCAGAAGGUCAGCAGCAACAGAUCAGUUCAAACUACCAACAUCAUCAAGACAACUGAGGCAGAGUAAUGUUUGGCACACUACGGCAGUACUGACUGAGGGCUAAUACUGGGCUACGCCAGGGGAAAAGCAGAAAAGCUGUUCAGAUCAGGUAGAUGUUUAGGUCAUGGCUGAGGCAGGAAAGCUCUCUAGUGACAGCUGCUGGUCAGGUGGGGAAUGGCAGGGUCUGAAAAGACAGGACAGUUUGAAAGCAUAGAAGUGGCAUUGAUUGUUGGAGUUGGAAACAAAGGAUGAAGAAGAAGGAAGAUUAGCAGCAACCAUCACACAAUGUCACAUGUGUGUCCCAGGAAAAUUUUGGGUUUAAUUGAACUUAAAAUUGUUUGGCACACAUUAUGUCUGUCACUCAAUAUUAAUUUGUUAUUUUUGGAAUUCAAUAUUUCCUAAUAUGCAGAACUCUAAAUGCACUCUAAAUUCAAUGCAUGUAUGAAAUCUUACUUGUAAAUUCCAACUGCAAGUGAAUCCCUAUUUUAGUGUGCAAUUAUCCACUCUUUACCAGGACUUUGAUUUCUUCACAAAUAUUUCCAUUCUUCUUAUGUAAUUUAUUUUAAUGAUCCAGUCUUCCUAUUUCCCACAAUCAAUCAAAUUGAAUUGAUUGCAUUUUACUCCUUCAGGCCCUAAGUUUGAAGUUUACUUGAAACAUAGAGUUAUAUUAGAACUACCAUCAGUACAACUACUUAGUAGUGUCUAUCAGAUAAAUUCCAAUGAGGUGAAUACCACACCACACAGAAUUUGUUGUUACACAAAAAUCCAUCCUCACUGUUUCAAACCUAUAGUGUUAUUUGAAAUGAAAUUAAUUUACUUGUUUGAGGUGACUGAUUUAUUUUGGUAUUUUAGAAUGACGCCGCACCUAGACCUAAGGGAGUGUGUUACAAAACAACAGCAAUUAAAUUCCAGUUUGACAACAUGAGAUGAGAAUUUGACAAUCCCAGCAGUGGAUGUGUGUCAAUUUCAGGUACAUCAUGUUCUGCCCUGAAUGUGGGAUUCAAGUGGAAAAGUCCUAUAAAUUCUGUCCUGAGUGUGGCUUCAAGUUAUUUGCGUUGACUCAAAAUAGGACCCAAGAUGUGGCCACGCCAACACAUCAACAGUCAGUCACCACAGAGGAGAGGAACCAAAAGGAGAAGCCAGUCCAGGUUCCAAAAGACGUUAAAGAGGAACAAGAAAACACUGCCCAGUUUAAGGGGCAGCCGGCCAGUGAUGACUCAGAGCCAGCCAGAGAUGGUAGUACAAGACAGGACCUGUCAGAUAACACUUCCAGCUCAGCCACACCAGAAAUUAAAACCACGCCCUCAUCCCCCUACCAGACACCCUCAGAUGGCAAAUCAGUCACUACCAGGAAGUUAGUCACAGAGAGUUGCAAGGAGGAAGAGAGGCUAUCUGGUACAGCACAUGCUCUUGACAGUAAUGCUCAACCAUGUAGAGAGACAGCCUGUCUCAACAACCUGUCUGUUCCCACGUCACCACCCUCUCCUACACCUGCUUGUGAUGAAGUGACAGAGCAACAAACAGAGAUACCAUCAGAUAUUAGUACAGAAAACAGUCCCAAUGCAGUGCGAAUUCAUGAUGACAAGCCAAGUGACAAUCAUCCCGGGCCACUGUCUAAUUCUGCGUCAUCACUAACAUCAAUUCAAGAAACCAACACCUCUGCACCUGCAUUGUCUGAGCAAACACCUCAAGAAUCUGAUCUGGUGGCAAAACAGUCUGCUUCUGAACAGGAUAAAGAAAAGAGACUCUCACAUGAGAUACAAAAUCUCUCAGAGAGUCCAGAAGAUCACAUUAACCCUGAAGAGCGUACAUUCACUGAACAAACUCAGAGGAAGGAAGGCCAAGCUGAUGAGCCAAAUACCAAACAAAUUAAGUCUUUAGUUGAUCCAUGUUCAGUCACACAGGAGACAGCCAAAAACAUAGAGGGGCAGUUGGCCAGUGACAACUUGGGGUCAGCCAUGGGUCAUGUUUCACCACAGGACACAACAGCCACUAUGGAAACCAGAACUUCACCCUCAUCCCUCCACCAAAAACUCUCAGAUCGCGAAUUAGACAGUAACAGUCAACCAGAGCAACAAACAGAGACACCAUCAGAUAUUAGUACAGAAAACAGUCCCAAUGCAGUGCGAAUUCAUGAUGACAAGCCAAGUGACAAUCAUCCCGGGCCACUGUCUAAUUCUGCGUCAUCACUAACAUCAACUCAAGAAACCAACACCUCUGCACCUGCAUUGUCUGAGCAAACACCUCAAGAAUCUGAUCUGGUGGCAAAACAGUCUGCUUCUGAACAGGAUAAAGAAAAGAGACUCUCACAUGAGAUACAAAAUCUCUCAGAGAGUCCAGAAGAUCACAUUAACCCUGAAGAGCGUACAUUCACUGAACAAACUCAGAGGAAGGAAGGCCAAGCUGAUGAGCCAAAUACCAAACAAAUUAAGUCUUCAGUUGAUCCAUGUUCAGUCACACAGGAGACAGCCAAAAACAUAGAGGGGCAGUUGGCCAGUGACAACUUGGGGUCAGCCAUGGGUCAUGUUUCACCACAGGACACAACAGCCACUAUGGAAACCAGAACUUCACCCUCAUUCCUCCACCAAAAACUCUCAGAUCGCGAAUUAGACAGUCAACCAGAGCAACAAACAGAGGCACCAUCAGAUAUUAAUCCAGGAAACAGCCCUGAUGUUGUGACAGUUCCUGCUGAUAAGCAAAGUGACAUUCAUUCCAGGAAAUUGUCUAACUCUGUGUCAUCACAAAGAUCAACAAAAGAAACCAUCUCUACUGCACCUGAAGUGCCUGAGCAAACACCUGACAAGCAAACUUCCCCUGAAAUAAAGACAACCUCUCAUGAGACACAGAAUUUGUCUGAGAGGCCAGAUGAGUCUAGUAAUGAGAGUCGCACCAACAUGGAAAUACAGUCAAUCACUAAACAAACAGACAGGAAAGAAGACAAAGCUGCUGGAAAGAAGGCUGCGGACACCAAAUCAGAUGGGAAAACAAACACACACCUUACAAAGAGACAGGAGCAGCAACCAGGCAACAGUAAUGUAGAUGUCUCCAGGUCACUGACACCUUCCAGUCCUCCCAGCCAGAGUGAUGCUGAAGGUGGUCAGCUAGUGGCAGCAGACAUCUCGAAAAAGGCCAUUGAACCUCAGACACCACAAAUUUCAUCAAUCAGUGAAUGUAUACCUGUGUACUUCCAUGUUGUCACUUCCAAAGACUUCCAUUUGGAUCCAGGGAAGGACUUGGUUAUUCUAAAAUCUGAAAAAAUAUUUGGAAACUGGGAUGCUGGCAAGGAAAUGACCUUCUCUAAGUCUCUAGGGGACAAGAGGUAUCUUGUUGAGCAACGGCUUUUGAUUCCCAAAAACAUUAUUCAUGAGAGCAUACCUUACAAAUAUACUGUUCACAAGAACCGUGGAAAAAACGAUGAGGUUAUGUAUGAGACCAUCUAUCAGAAAGAAGGAAAUCUUCUCAUCAAUAGGUGCCUGUCAAUCAAAAGGAAUCUAUUGACACACAAAGGCGAGUGGCACCAGUAUGAUGAUGUCAUCCAUUUUGAUGUGAAGAAGAAAUUCUGGGCUUUCUGGCAAUCUACCCAAGAAGCUGUAAUGAAAGGAAGAGACCAGGCUGGCAGGGAAAUGCUAAAAAUAAUCUUUGAUCUUCUUACAACCUGGAAUGAACAAAAUGUGGACGACUUCUUUUUCCUGCUAAGACAGUUCAUUGAAGCAUACAGCUAUCCACUACUUCAUGAUGGCAUGGAAAGACCAUGGGGAUUACCGUAUGGUCCAGAACAGGUGAAAAUCCUGCUUAAAAGUUUUCUGGAGGAAAACAUCUAUCCCAUGUCCAGAAAGGGGAGAGAAAAAACAGAAUCCCUCUUACCACCUCUGCAUGCAGGAGUUAUUGGUUUGCUUGUUUACAACAAGCAUCUGAGAGAACACAUGACAGAUCAACAGAUAUCUAAUCUAUGUGAUCUUCUUUGCCUGCCUAAGAAGCCAGCACACCAUUUUCGCUCUUUCUGGAAAGACUUUGAAAGCCCUUUACCAGAUAAGAAACGUGUUGCGGAUGCUGUUGAGAUUCUUUGCAACAGUGCUAGUCAACGCCGGAUUGAGAAGUGGGUCUUGGUCAUUCCUCUGAUUCACCUACUGAGAGGAGAAAGCAAGCCAUUUGAGCCAGUUCCACCUGUCUUGAACCCAGAGUUUGACUCCUGGAGUGGCUUGAGGGGGAGCAAGGGAACAAAUAUGUACAGAGACACAAGGAGUCUGAUCGGAAUCAUGAAAGACCAUGCAUACCUGGUGGACAUCGAUCAUUUUCUUGCCCACUCUUGGAUGUCUCUGCUGAGUUUGGAUGAUCUGAUGAGCUUCAUGUCCCGUGUGCCAGUGGAGCUCCCUGACAUUCUGCUUCGUCUGCAUUUCAGUGUCAGAUCUGGUAUAACUCACUCCGACUACAGGACUUUGGAAGAAUUGGCAUCCCAUCUCAUCAAAAAAGAAAGCCAUCGCAAUAAUAGUUUUGAUGACAAAUACGGAGAGUGUUGCCUGAAAACUGCAGUAAGGCUUCUUGGUUCUAUCUGCCGUAAAACAACAGAUCCAGGUCGCUGUGAUAUCCCUCUUAUCUUCCUUGAACUUGUCUGUCUGAUUGCAAAGUCAUAUGACUACACUGAUUCCCAGUCAAGAGAGAGGAUUCAUGAAGAGUCAGUCGGGGAGACAUUAAAAACAAUGAGGGAAUGGCGGAGAACUACCUUCAAAAACAAAUUGCUGAAUGAAUGGAAUCGUACACAAUUUUCUGUACCACAUGAAAUUGAGGUAUGGAACAAGUUACUCUCACUAUCCUUCAGUCAUGAGCAACAUACUUCAUUCUGGAGAACCACCUUCAUGGAGGAUUUUGAAGGAAAGUUAAAACAGGAACACCCAGUGAAUCAAAUUGGAAUCUACUCUAACAAGAUGGAAGAACUGAGCAAGACAAGUCCAGUGCUAUGCAGGUCAAUGGAGAAAUGUGCUUUGGAGGCGAUUGCAGCCAUUUGUCAGGAUAAAUCUGGCAGAAAUGUUUCAGCUCUAUUGGAGAGACAUGAUAUCACAAAGUUUGGGAAGCUGAUGUCUGUUGUUGUGCUGAAGUCAUGGCCCACAGAUGCCAAAGGAGAUUACAUUGAAGGAGAGGACUUGAUAUUUGAGUACCUUUUAAAUUGGCCCAUGGCCAAAACUGUCUUCCAAAUGGCAGGUGCAAGAGAAGGACUGAUUGACAAAUUGUCAGAUGAAGCUCAAAUCAGGAUGACUUUGGCGAGUUCAGCAUUCAAAUCUGUAUCAGAGAAGUUCCUCAGUGGGGAAAUUCAAAUGAAAACUUUAGACCAGAUCCUCCAGAGAGAACGAGAAUUUGUUGACUUGCUGAAGAUAGAUGGCCUCUGUGAUGAUGGUCGUUGUAAAGAUGACAGAAACAUGAGACGGUUACUGAGACUAAGAAACGAGGAAGCAGAAGCUGUCCACAAUGAGAAGGAGCUGGUCAGAAGUCUUCUGCAAAUCUGCCAGGAGCUUCCACAACAUGUCAAAGUUGACUUCAUGGGGUUGGACAUAAAACUUCAUCAGAAAACUGAGAUGAUGAAUCUGAAUGAAUUUAUGAAGGUUCUCACUCUUGAUGGACAGUGCCCUCCUACGGUUGGGCAGGUCACUUAUUUCGACCUUUGUGAUAUCACCCGACAAAUGGCUUCAGAACUGCGUUCCAUUAAAGACAGCUCAAUCUUCAAAGUGUGCUGGAUGAACCGAGUGGAUGAGCUGUCAAGAGACCAACCUGAUACUGAUGAUACUGAACAUCUCGAUGGGAAUGAAGAAAUCUACACUCUCGACCUGGUCUACAGCAAAAUAUUCCAGAGCUGCUACAGCAAGUACAAAGGGCUCUAUGAUGGUCUGAAGAGUGGGGAAUUGUUACUGGAGGAAAUAGACAGCCUCUUUGAGGACUAUAAAGGAAAUUACGAAGACUUGCGAAAAGAUUUACAGAUCAUGUGCAGAACAAAUCCAUCUGAUAACAGAAGAUGGAUCACAGAAAGAAUUAACCAGAUUCAACAGUACCAGGAUCUUCAUGUUGCAAUGGACACUGCCAAAAUCAUCAUGGAUAUCAGGAACACAAUAUGUCCGGAAGGAGACUUCAAAGUGCUGGAGAAAUUGCUGCAAAUGAAUCAAGCUGACUUCAAGAAAAACAGCCUGAAUUGCAUAGAUGAUACCUUCAUAAAUGCAAAACAUAUCCUGAAGGACAUUACAGAUAAUCGCAGGGAAUGUCUUCAGCAACUCAGUCUGACAUCAGAGUUUGUCCAGUGGGUUAAAAAGGCACUUGAAGAUAUCAAUGAGCUGAAAGUUUUUGUUGACCUGGCAUCCAUCUCUGCUGGAGAAAAUGACCUGGAUGUGGAUCGAGUGGCCUGUUUCCAUGAUGCUGUUCUUGGUUACUCAUCCAUAUUGUAUGGACUGAAGGAGGACUCUGAUUUUAAGGCCUUCAAUGAGUCGUUGUCAAAAUUGUGGAAAGCACUUGAAAAUGACAGAAAUAUACCAAAGAAGCUGCGGGAUACAGCACGGCAUCUGGAGUGGUUAAAAACUGUUAAGGAAAGCCAUGGAUCUGUUGAAUUUUCAUCUCUGUCCCUGGCUACAUCCAUCAAUGAGAGAGGGAUAUACAUCAUCAAGGCCCAGAACCAGAAAAAGCUAAUUUUAGAGACUUCACUGAUGCUGCAAAUUCAGGAUGGACCUGAAGAAAACAUGACAUGCACCUAUGAUGACCUGAAAGAGUUGCAAAACAAACUCAUGCUCAUGUCUGGAAGAGGGGAACAAAAUCAGAGUGAGGUGGAAUGCUUCGCUGAGGUGUUUGACAACGUCCAGAGGCUUGCAAAAGUAUUUGUAGACCUUUAUGCUGCAGGGAACCCACUCUUCAGGUUUUGGGAAGCUAAGAUUUAUUGCAAAACUCGGAGUGGCCCAUGUAUCAUUAUGGAAAUCAACUUUUGCAAGACUGUGCAUCACAUCGAAGUAUGUGGAAGUCUGGUUGAACAACUUACAGCUCUGUCCAAGAAGAUGGAGUUGUUUCUUGAUGACUGGCAGAACUUCAUGAACAAACAGAGAUCUGAUCACUACUACUUAAACUUCUUCACGGCAGAACAAAUAUCCUACCUGUGCAGUGUUGUGACUCCAACAAAUGAGAAUGCAGUAAUAGAGGACAAAGCUUUGAUGAUGCUCUCUUUCAUCAAACCAAACUGCACAACAUCAGAUGUCUGGAGCACAUGGAGAAGGUUUCACAACCAAUUUGAGCCUGGCAAAAGGGUCAACGAAGAUAUUCCAUUUCAAAGUCACUUUCUUCACCAGGAUGACAUGACUAUGUCAUCAGCCAAUAUGAGUCAAGUUACAACUGAUGAUCCAGCAGAAAAGGCAGAACAGACUGUUGGUUUGAAAGAACUGGAAGAGUUGUGGAAUGCCUACAUGAAGAACGAGGGAAUAUUUUUCCAUGAUCUUUUGGACAUAAGGAGUUUAGGGGGUCUGUUAAAAAUGAUGACUGACACAGAAUACCAAAAUGAAGAUGAAUGGGAGGAAACAAUACUCUCAGACACAAAAGACAAUUCACUCAGAAGAAUACUCCCAAAAGGCCUUGUCUCAAACCAACCUAAUCUCAUAAUCUGCCCACAAGAUGAGGUCCUGACUUCAAGUAUCUGCUUAUACAUGACCAAUGACUAUGAGCCACUGCCGAGUUAUGAUGAGGUUCUCUUAUGUACCCCUGCAACAUCAUAUGAGCAAGUAGAGCUUUUCCUGAGGAGAUGUCUCACACCAGGUGACUUUGGCCAGAAGAUUUACACAAUGCUUCGAGCAGACCAACUAAGCUAUGAAGUUAGCUGUGCAAUGGAGAAGUGUUUUCAGAAACUGCGUUCCCUGUUUAAACAUGAAUACAGGCUGGUGAUCUACUGCAGCUCUGACAGGGAGCACACUUACAUUCCUACUGUAUUCAGUCAGUUCAAAAGAGACUUUGUGCCAAAAGAGUCAUUGGAAAGGAUCCAGAAGUACUUGUCCCAGCAUUACACUGUCCCCUCGGAUCACAAGAAUGCUGUGUUCAAAGGUGGCCAUUCUGUUGGCAUUGUUGCUUCUAGACGUGCAGGAGUUGGCAAGUCACUGUAUGUCCAAAGAUUGUAUGAAAAGCUGGAGGAAAAUGUAGAACAAGGAACUGCAUUCAAGAAGUGUAUCCGCUUAACUGAACAUGAGGUCAAUGACCACAAAGUUCUCCAGUCUUUGUAUGACUCACCAAAACAGAAAGAUCUCAAGAUGUUUCACUUUGAUGUCACAUCCUCGGUGCAAAAAGGCUUGAAUGAAUUCCUAUUCAAGCUUUUGUUUUUGCGUUACCUGAUGGAUUCAGAUGGAUGGAUGUGGCGCUGCAGCCACAAACACUUGUAUAUCAUCGAAUUACUGGAAUCCACAAAUGAUCAGCCAAGAUAUGCCCCCAGAUCUGGACGAAAGGAAAACUUUGCAUUCUUGGAGGUUUUCCCGAAGGUGAUUUGCCGUCCACCAAAGGAAGUUAUGGCUUUGGAGAUGAGGAGAGAAGAAAUCACUGACAUGGAGAGUGACGACCCCCUCAUGGAUGAUAAAUGUUUCCGGAGUGAAGCAUAUCAAAGACCAUACCAGUACCUCACACGUUUUUACAACAAUGACAAUCUUGACAACUUCACUUACCAAGGAAUUGAAGGGACUCAUGCAAAAUGUCUCCAGAUACUGCUAAUCUACUGUGGCAUAUUAGAUCCUUCAUGGGCGGAGCUACGUAACUUUGUCUGGUUCCUUAAUCUGCAGUUACAAGACUGUGAGAAUUCAGUCUUCUGCAAAUUUGAGUUUGUUGGAGACACUCUACGUGGGUUCAAAAACUUUGUGGUUGAGUUCAUGAUCUUGAUGUCCAAAGACUUCGCAACCCCAUCACUGUGCAUUACUGACCAGAGCCUAGGGAGGCAACAAAUAGACACCAGUGGGCUUAAUGAAAGAGAUUUAGCUCCAUUCCUCAUUAGAAAAAGGUGGGAAUCUGAGCCACAUCCAUACAUCUUUUUUAAUGAUGACCACAUGUCCAUGACUUUCAUUGGGUUUCACCUUGAGCCUAAUGACCAGAAUGGGGUUGAUGCCAUAAAUCCCUUAACAGGCAAUGUGAUAAAGAGAAACAUCAUGACUCAAGACCUGUACACUGGCUUAAAACUUCAGAGAGUCCCUUUUAAUAGGGACUUUGAUCAACUUCCUCGAGCUGACAAGAUUGAGCAUCUAUGCAGUGUGCUUGGCAUCAAGUGGCCAACAGAUCCUGAUGAAACAUAUGAACUGACAACUGAUAAUAUCCUCAAAAUGAUGGCAAUCCAUAUGAGAUUUAGGUGUGGUAUCCCGGUCAUUAUAAUGGGUGAAACAGGAUGUGGUAAGACGAGGCUCAUCAAGUUUAUGUGUGAGUUGAGAAGAUGUGGAGCACCAGCAGAAAACAUGAAACUGGUCAAGGUUCAUGGAGGAACUACAUCAGAAAUGAUAUAUGAGAAAGUGGCGGAAGCAGAAACUCUUGCAAGGACCAAUAAAGAGAAUCAUGAAUUUGACUCAGUUCUUUUCUUUGAUGAGGCAAACACCACAGAAGCAAUCAGCAGCAUCAAGGAGAUCCUUUGUGAUAACUCUGUGCAGGGACAACAACUUGGCUGUCAAACAGGACUACAGAUAAUUGCUGCAUGCAACCCCUACAGGAAGCAUACAGAGAAGAUGAUUGAGAGGCUAGAGGCAUCUGGAUUGGGCUACCGUGUCAGGGCUGAGGAGACUGAAGACAGACUUGGAUCCAUCCCUCUCAGACAGCUUGUGUAUCGUGUUCAUGCGUUACCCCCUAGCAUGAUUCCUCUUGUUUGGGACUUUGGGCAGCUCAAUGACUCAACAGAGCAAAUGUACAUUGAACAAAUAGUGCAAAGACAGGCCAGGGCCAACUUGAUUGAGAAUCGUUAUAUUCCAACUAUAACUAAGGUGUUAUCAUCAUCACAGAAGUUCAUGAGGGAAAGGAAAGAUGAAUGCAGCUUUGUCAGCCUGAGGGAUGUUGAACGCUGUAUGCAUGUCUUUGUGUGGUUCCACAAAAAUCACUCCAUGUUUGCUGAGGAACUGAGAACAUUCCUACAGAGGAAAAAAAACAAGCCAUCAUUUUCACCUGCUAGUGACAGAGUAAUAUGGUCACUCUUGAUGGCCACUGGAGUGUGCUAUCAGUCCUGUUUGGAAGACAAAAGGCCAUAUCAGAGAACUAUAAGCCUGUUGCUUUCUCAUGAAUAUGACGUACAGAGAGUACAGGAGGAAAUCCAACUCAUGCACGACCUCCUACUCAAUGGUGUGCCCAUGGGUAAGACAAUAGCCAGAAAUGAUGCUUUGAAAGAAAAUUUCUUCAUGAUGGUGAUCUGUGUUGAGCUAAGAAUUCCCCUGUUUAUUGUUGGGAAACCAGGGAGCUCCAAAUCACUGUCUAAAACCCUAGUUGCAGAUGCAAUGCAGGGCCCUGCAUCACAUUCUGAACUUUACAAGAGGCUGAAGCAGAUACAUCUGGUGUCUUUCCAGUGCAGCCCUCAUUCAACUCCUGAAGGAAUCAUCAACACAUUCAAACAGUGUUCCCGCUUUCAAGAAAGUAAAAACUUGGAUGAAUACAUUUCCGUAGUUGUUCUUGAUGAGAUUGGAUUGGCUGAAGAUUCGCCUAAAAUGCCACUGAAAACACUUCACCCAUUACUGGAAGAGGGCUGCGUCGAUGAUGAGCCACUACCUUAUAAAAGGGUUGGGUUCAUUGGAAUUUCCAACUGGGCACUUGACCCUGCCAAGAUGAAUCGUGGAAUAUUUGUGUCCCGUGGAGACCCAAACCAGAAAGAGCUCAUCAAAAGUGCAAAGGGGAUAUGUUCAUCUGAAGAAAAGGUUCUUGAAAAGAUCAAACACCUCUUUCCGCCCUUUGCAAAAGCAUAUAUGACAGUAUGCAAAGAAGGCAAAGGUUUUUUUGGUCUGCGGGAUUUCUACAGUCUGAUAAAGAUGGUAUUUUCAAUUACCAAAGUCUUUAAUAAGUGUCCUACUGCAGAUCAAAUCACUGGAGCAGUCCUGAGAAACUUCAGCGGAAAGGAUGAUGUUGAUGUGAUGACCAUAUUCAGCACAGAACUCAGAGAUGAGUUUGCACAUGCCAACAUUUCCACCAUUGAUUUGGUUGAGCAAAGCAUCUCUCCUGCUCUCCAAGUUGAGCAAAGUGCCAUCGAUUUGGCAAAACAAAACAUCUCUCCAUUUUGCCAAGAACAAGAAAGUCGUUACCUACUAAUUCUCACAAAAAACUAUGCUGCUCUUCAGAUUCUCCAACAGAUCUUCUUCUCUCACCAAAUCCAUCCAGAGAUCAUCUUUGGGUCCAGUUUCCCAAAGGAUCAGGAGUACACGCAGAUUUGUAGGAACAUUAAUCGUGUCAAGGUUUGCAUGGAGACAGGACAGACAGUUGUACUUCUGAACCUUCAGAAUCUGUACGAAAGUCUGUAUGAUGCUCUCAACCAAUACUAUGUGACCCUGGGGGGUCAAAAGUAUGUUGAUCUUGGAUUAGGAACGCAUCGUGUGAAAUGCAGAGUUCACAAAAACUUCAGGCUCAUUGUCAUUGAGGAGAAAGAGGUGGUCUAUGAGCAAUUUCCAAUCCCACUGAUUAACAGGUUGGAGAAACACUAUCUUGACAUCAACACUGUUCUCAGAGAUGAGCAGAAAGGCAUUGCCAGACAGCUACAGAAAUGGGUUGAUGAUUUUAUCUCCUUAAGCAGUCAACACUCCACAGAAAAGCAAUACACUCCAAGUGAUGUCUUCAUCGGCUACCACUCAGACACAUGCUCCUCUGUGGUCCUGCAAAUAACAGAGAAUCAAAGUGUUGAAACAGAAGCUCAGGCCAUUCUGAAGAAAGCCAAAGACAUUCUGCUCAACUGUGCCACUCCAGACUCUGUUGUUCGUCUGGACAAAUCCAGACUGCCAGAUGAAGAAGUAGAACAGUUAAUGAAAGAAUACAUUAGAGAGGAGAUGCACAGUUCAUUGGGAGACUACAUUGUCUAUCACACACAGCAGGAGAAGCAGUCCAACUUCUUCACGGAGGUAACAACAUUCUCCAGGCUACUGACUGCAACAGACACUCAGCAACUGCAGAGUAUGGUGAAGCUUGAUGAUAUCAAGUUGCUAUCACUGUACCAGUUUGACACAGAGUACUCUUUCCUCAAGAAAAUCAGGGAAUUUCUUGGCUCAGCAGCUGCAGACAAAGUGCUCAUUAUUCAAACAGACUAUGAUGAAGACUCCCACAGAGGGAAUAUUCUUUCCUCAGCCAAGUAUUCAUGCAUCAACGAAAUAAACAAGUGGGCCACUACUGACAACACAAAGACAUUUGUGUACUUUGUCACCAAACUUCCUCGAAUGGAGGGUGGGACCUCCUAUGUUGGCUUUCAAGGCGGUCCUUGGAGGUCUGUUCACAUUGAUGAUCUCAGAAGAUCAAAAGAGUUUGUGUCUGAUGUUCAUUCCUUGAAAAACCUUCGCAUAAGUGAUCUUUUUGAAGAUCCACCUGAGGCCAUGGAGACAGAAGACCUCACCGGUGUGACACAAAAUGAUUACUCCACUGUUUUGGGAGAUUUGUUUAAUACAACAGAUCUGGUUAGGAGUUGUGUUCAGAGCGCAGUCAGCAUGCUCAGAGAUGCAGCAGACAGUGGAGAACUCAGCACUAAGAGAGUUGAAAACCUGCUCACACUUCUGGAUGAAAAUGAGACACAAGGUAUGUUUGUGAACAUUGUGAGGAAGCGUCUCCACUCGCUGUUAGAGGAGUAUGAGGCCAAAAUCCAUAAUCCAAAAAACUGGGUUCUAAGGGAGGCAUCUAAUGUCAAUGCUCUUCAAGAAGGGGGAACGUUCCUACACACACUGUGGAGGAAAAUCCAAGCAGUUGUCACUCCACUUCUAGCCAACUUGGUCUCAGUCAUUGAUCGAGAUUGCAAUUUGGACCUUCUGCUGGAUAGUGGGGAAGACAUCAGAAACCUAUGGCUUGAGAUAUUUGCCAGCAAAGAGGUGCUCAAUGUACCUUAUGUGAGAGUGGAAAACUCCACAGUCUUGAUGGUACAAAGCCAUAUCAUAGGUGGCAGCACCAUGCGCUGCGUAAUGCCAUUCAGCUGGUGGAUCAAAGACUUCUUGGAUGGGCUCAUGAUGCAAACAUCCAGACAUGAAAAACAUUUGCAUGGUCGUUUCCAUGAGCUGUUCUUGAACACUCCACUUGGCAGUUACAUGGCGAAAAAUGUGAAUGAAAAAAUGAAGAAAGAAUUUUUCGAAAGGUACCUGCAGGAUUUUGUCUCCAUGACAAUGAAAGUGGCAUCAAAUGAAGAAUUACAGCUCUUGCGUCAGGCCCUGGCCAGCUGCGUUGAUGAAGUAUGGAGACGAAAAAGAGAUGAAGAUCAGCUCUCUCUUCCUCACAUCCAUAUCGCCUACCAUUGCUACCAAAGUCGUCUCCAGAACCUCUCGCGGAUGAUUUCUCUUCGGCCUGAAAUCGUUUCUCCUUUGCAAAGAAACCCCCAGAUUAGACAUUGUCCAGAGAUGGUUUUGGAUGUCCAUGCAGCCAUGGCAUGUGUUGAAAGCCUAGACUGUCCUACGUUAGAUACUGAUGCUCUCUGCCAGCAGUGGCUGAAGGAGGUGAAGAGGCUGCAAGCCUCUUUGGAGUUGAUUUGCUCCCAACAAUUGCAAUUACGAUACAAAGAAAGACUCCAUGAUGUCCGUAAUGGCUGGAGGCGCAUUUACAUCCUCUCAUUGUUUGUGGAACACAUGCUGCUGGGUUUCCAAAAUGAAGAGAAGCAACUCAGAACACUGGUCCUGAAUCACUUUCAAACAUUAAGCAGGGUUCUGGCGGGAAACUCAGAUGUGAAAUCCAAUACGGCUUUUAAAGCUGUGAUUGAAGUGUUGAAGUCCUGUAAGCAGGGAGCAAGUGAUCAGAUUUUCAGGUUUGGACUUCAGUGUGGGGUGUGCAUAAGAGAGCCUCAAGACCCUGUGGGGCUGCCAUGUCAUCACAUCUACUGCUCAACAUGCAUCAGGGCAAGCCUUGAUGCAGGACAAACCUCUUGUCCCAUUUGCAGGCAAGAAUUACCCAAUGACUUUCAGCCACACGUGUCUGAAGAUAUCAGGGCCUCUAUCAAGAAAAAUGCAGAAUUCAGGCAGCAUUGCAAUGGUUUCUUCAUUGAUCUUCUCUCCACUGUGUGCUUCAAGGACAACAGGCCACCAGCCAAAGGUGUCAUCACCCACCUGUUGUCCUACCUGAUGGUUGAGACAGAACAUGAACAGAUUCACACCAAAGAUCUGUCGCCUUUUGACGAGUCCCUAGAUAAAAACCCAGUCGUGCGAUCUGUGAUCCUCAAGCUGCUGCUGAAGUUCAGCUUCGAAGAAGUCAAAGAAUAUUUGCAGCAGCAUUUGUCAUCUGUUGAAGACAGCAAAUUUGUGGACGAGGGGGAUAAAGCAGAGCUUUAUGCCUUGUACAUCAACUGCUUAGAGGACUCCAUGUGGGAGAAAAUGCCUCAGGAAGGCAACAAGGCUGAAGCAUUGAGGCCAUGUUACGAUGACGAAACACAAUUCCUGCACUUCUUUUUGGCUGAAGUCGCUUCUGUUCCAGCAACAGUGUCUAUUCAACAUCUGCAGCACAUUGCACAAUUGCGUCUUUCACUCACCAUGGCUGCCCAGCUCAUCAGUGACAAUCUGUCUGAGAACAAUGUCCCAGAUAGAGCAGAAGAUUUCGUGAACAUGGUGAUUAAGCUCUGUGAAGAGAGUGGGAAUGAUUGGUUCCGUGUUUACCUGAUCCGCAAGCUAAGUGAAUGGCAGGGUGUCGAGCUUGUCCAGACGCUGGUGAAACAGCCAAAGUUCAGCUGGCUUUUCCCUGCAGAGGUCCAUCAACAGAAUAAAGAUGGAGGCCAGAUGGACCAGUAUCUUGUGUAUGGAGAUGAAUACAAGGCGGUGAGGGAUGCUGUUGCCAAGGCAGUAGUGGAUGGUGAUGUUGAGCAGAUAGAAGAAGCCUGUGAGAAAUGCACUGCGCCACCAAGGAAUCGGACAAUGUUCAUCCUCCUGGCACUUUUCCGCGAGGUUACAACUCUGUACCGAUCUGUAAAUACAGGUCUUCAUCCCACCCCUGAGCGAUGCCAAGCAUUUGGAGACCUCAUCCAGGGCUCAAGGUUUCUGCAUCAAAGAGAAGUGAGGGAUUUUGCCUCAGCCUUGGUUCACAACAGGUUGGGAGCUUUGGCCAUCCACCCUGGUCAUACUAUUGUGGAUAACACUGUCAUAGAACUGACUGUCCACCUGUCAGCUGUGCUGUUAACUGGGACUCAACCCCUGCUGAGGCCACUUCAGCAACUUGGUCUGUCACCUGAAAAUAUGCAGAUGGCUUUUAUACCCACAAUGCCUGAUGAUAUGUUAGCUGUUGCUCAAGCAGUCAUACAACAAGACUAUGGGCAGCUCACUUGGUAUGUGUGUCCGAAUAAUCACCCAUGCUUUGUUGAUGAGUGUGGCCUGCCCAUGCAGAAAGGCAAAUGUCUGGAGUGUGGCCAUGAGGUUGGAGGGGAGCAUCAUGUUGCCCUGCCUCAAUUCAGACCCAUUCAACUGCAGCAUGAUCGUACAAGGCCUGGCCACAUCCUGGGAGACCCUGAGCGAAGAAGCGACCCAGACACCCUGGACACCAAAAACAUGUCUUUGACUCCCUUCACUCUGGUCAGGCUGGUUACACAUUUGGCCAUGCUGCUGGGGACCUCAGAGAAGGCGCAGUAUGUCCAGCAGAUCAUCCAGCCACCUGUGGAGGACGUUUGCUCUUUUCUCACCCUACACAUAAUAAAGGAUCUGGAUCAGCUGUCCCAGGCACUGGGAAGAGGAGCUGACGACACUGUAACGACUGUCCACUUGGUGCUCAGAUCCCUGUUGGAACCAGUACAGACAGAUCACACCGAUCCUCACCUGACAACAAAAGCAUCCAGGAACACCUGGGAGACGACUGUGGCUGCAGAAAUUAUGACGCCCCAGGUGAAGGAUCUUGAUCAGUUCCUACAAGAAGCACAAGGCAGCAUCAGGACUGACUCCCGUGUUUCUUCCAACUUCAUUAUGAGGACGACUUUUGGUGAUGAUUGUACCUUCCUGACGUCGCUGCCGCAGGGCUCUCAGGUCCACAGCUCAGCGGUGUGGAGCUGCAGAGAGAGGCUCUCAUUGCUCAGCCUCACACACAUUGUGGAGUAUAAUGACCAAAAGGAGGAGCUGCCUUUGCUCUGGAAGUUCCUGCAGAAGGAAAGAGAAUUUCGCCAGAUUAAGCUUCUUCCAGAUAUCCUAAUCCUGCAGAAACGUUUGGUGAGAAAGUUCCAGAACGCAUCUGACCAGAUAGUGGGCUCCAUCGGAGAGUUCAUUGAGAAGCAAACAGAAAUGAGGUCAUGGUUUGAAAAACACAUCGACAUCUUCCUGAAAACGUGGAAUCUGCUCAGAGUGUCUGUAACCAGCAAUGAGAUGAAGAUCCCAGAUGAAUUUUGCAGUGAGGAUUUGGACCUGAACAGCGACCUGCAGUACCUCUUGCCCCGGCGGCAGGGUCCAGGCCUGUGCACCACAGGGUUGGUCAGCUACCUGGUGGCGCUCCACAAUGAGCUGGUCAACACUGUGGACAGCCACACUGGAGAGGACAGCAGCAGCAGCUACAGGGUGAGUGUGGCGGAGCUAACUGAGCAGCAUGUGAUCAGCUAUGAGGUGGAGAAGGACCUGCUUCCUCUGGUUUUAUCCAACUGCCAGUACAGUUUAGAGCAUGGCCAUGAGACAAUAUCACAGUAUGACCUGCCCAGGAUCCAGCAGCAGAUCCUCACCCGUUUCCUGCAAGGAAAACCCCUCAUCAAUCGCACAGGAAUUCCGACUCUGGUCAACACACAAGAGAGAGACUAUGAAACCGUCUUCAAAGCUGUUAAAGGAAAAGUGCCUCAGGAGGCGCUGUCUUCUCUGAUCCGAACUGGCCUGUCCAGAGAGCUGGACUCCUACAGCGAGGUGUGUGAGGCGCUCAAGAUUGUGGAGCUGCUCCUGGGAUUCCUCACCAUGACUGGUGGUGAUCCCAAAUAUCCUCUGGUCGCUUACCUCCAGGACAUGCUGAAGAUGGCCGACCACAUCGAUCGCCACAUCUUACAGGCUCUGGGCAGAUGUACUCUCAGACACUGUAUUUCUCUGUGGCAACUCCUCUCCUCCCUCAAAUCUGAAAACAUGUUGCGUCUUAAGAGGGAGCCAUUUUCCGGGUAUCCAGCGGAGUACCAGAAGCAGUUGACAGAAGAGGACAAGAAUCAGCUGAAAGGCUUCGUGUCCAGAGGAAACGUGGAUCAAUGGCUGCUUGAGAUGCAUGAGUUCAUCUUGUUAAAUCUGGGCCGCCCACAGUCCAUUGGCAACUACCAGCCAUUCUGGAGUGUGAAAGAUACUUUGGUUGCCUACAUGGACCGUAAAGAAGAAGAGGUGCCUGCUUACUUGGAAGACAAGUUCCCUGAAAAUCUGUUGCUCUCCCAGAUUGUGGAAACUUGGAAAUGCUCUGUCAUUGCCAAACAGGACUGGAUGAUGAAUGGAUGAAUUAGAUUAGUUUAAAGAGAUUUGAGAUCAUCAGAUUAAUUUCUGAAUCAUAUUCUUGAAGUUAAUUUUACUUUUAUUUUUUUAUUUUUUCUGUUUUUAUUAAUUUUUCUCUGAUGAUGUGCAUGAAACGGCUCCAAAAAUACAAUCAAGCCUAUCAAGAUGAUUAAACUUGAGCACACACUGCCUUAAAUAUAGUUUGUUUACUAUGAGCCAACUGCUUAUUUACUGCCUAGUACUAGAAUAAUAGAAAUGUUUUCAAGAAUUAUGGUCGGAGUCUUGUUUAAAAAAAAAAAAAAAAAAAAACUCUAUUCAAAAUCUAUUCAGGGAAAUUAUGUAUGACUUUGAAAAGCACAAGUGUGUCUGUUUUUUGUUUCAGGAUUAUUCUUAUAUUUUUCAGGAUAAAAGUUAUUUUCCUAUUUACCAAAGAAAUCUGUGAAGAAAAAAAUAUACUGAUAUUUUCUCACAAUGAAGUAAUGUACUCUCAACGUAAACCUCAGUUAAUAAAAUUAUUAAUCAAGUA
Messenger RNA from Thunnus maccoyii (southern bluefin tuna), 18873 nucleotides. RefSeq names its product E3 ubiquitin-protein ligase rnf213-alpha-like. Lineage: Eukaryota; Metazoa; Chordata; Actinopteri; Scombriformes; Scombridae. Gene Ontology annotation, cellular component: nucleolus; membrane; cytosol. The record is from RefSeq and is a predicted model, not a curated record. The transcript is spliced from 69 exons. Gene Ontology annotation, biological process: ubiquitin-dependent protein catabolic process; negative regulation of non-canonical Wnt signaling pathway; sprouting angiogenesis. Gene Ontology annotation, molecular function: ubiquitin-protein transferase activity; ATP hydrolysis activity. The coding region runs from base 1770 to 18353 and encodes 5527 amino acids.